Messenger RNA from Lodderomyces parapsilosis, 1359 nucleotides. It is a transcript of the gene PTC1, whose product is annotated as type 2C protein phosphatase. Gene Ontology annotation, biological process: protein dephosphorylation. The record is from RefSeq and is a predicted model, not a curated record. Gene Ontology annotation, molecular function: protein serine/threonine phosphatase activity; cation binding. Bases 1 to 1359 code for a protein of 452 amino acids. NCBI's taxonomy places the organism in Eukaryota, Fungi, Ascomycota, Pichiomycetes, Serinales, Debaryomycetaceae. The transcript has a single exon.
AUGAGCGCAACUGAAGCUGAUUUGAGAGCUGAUAGUUCAGUACCAUCGGCUACCCCAUUUACAAAACAAGGUGGAACUCACCAUGGUUUGGCACAAAGGCGAGCUGAACAUCAUCAACAGCAACAACAAAACCUGCAAGAGUCUACCAGCCAACUGUCAUCAAAUGAUCUGUCACAUGAGAGGAACAUUAUACCGCCAUUGGUGGAUCCAAAGAUACCAUUACCGUCGAAAGAAUUGAAUGAUACAUCUGAUCCGGUAGAUUCGCCACCAGCAAACCACUCCUCAUCCAAAUCGCGAUCCAAAACGACAUCAGAGUAUGAUCCAUUUGCUGGUUUGUCGUUCCAUGUUGGGGUAGCUGAAAACAAGAAUACCACCUACAGGUCUAAAAUGGAGGAUGUGCACACAUAUAUAGCAAAUUUCGCUGAACGUGUUGAUUGGGGAUACUUUGCUAUUUUUGAUGGACAUGCAGGUAAAGAAAGUGCACGGUGGUGUGGCAAUAAUUUACACACCUUACUUGAACAAGAAAUCGAUUUGGAGUUGCAAGAUCAAAAUAACACUCUUCAACAUGCGAAUAAAGCAGACUCCACACCAGACCAGCUAAAUCUGCAACCUUCUUCUCAAGUGGAUGCGUCGCAGGGUAACGUGACUACCGCAACGAACUGUUCUACCUCAAGUAUACCGUUAAAAGGAAGAGUAGACAUGAAAGACCAUUUGUACAAGGCUUUUGUCAAGGCAGAUGAAAUCAUUGAAAAGAAUGGUCAGGGGAAUUCAGGUUGUACAGCUGCAGUGGCGGUACUUCGUUGGGAGAGUGAAUCAGAGGAUGACUGUAUGGUGGAUACAAAUAAUACCGGGAAACAAUCCAAUGGCAAGUCAAAGUCGUUUGAUUUUGUGCCCACCAAAAACCACAAGAGGAUGCUUUAUACUUCCAAUGUUGGGGACUCUAGGAUAGUUUUAAGUCGAAAGGGAAGAGCUUAUCGGUUGUCCUAUGAUCAUAAAGCUUCCGAUCAUAAUGAGUCCACAAGAGUUGAAAACGCUGGUGGGUUAAUAUUGAAGAAUCGUGUGAAUGGAGUCCUAGCAGUGACAAGAUCAUUAGGUGAUUCUUAUAUGAAGGAUUUGGUGUUGGGAAAACCAUUCACUACCUCAACCCAAAUAAUCAAGGAUGAUGAGUUUAUGAUAAUUGCAUGUGAUGGAGUAUGGGACGUGAUUAGUGAUGCCAAAGCUUGCAAAAUUGUUGCUGACUGCUUCAAAAAUGGCAUGGAUGCACAAGAAGCUGCUAAAAAGUUGUGCCAAAUGGCAAUCAAUGAUGGAACAACUGACAAUAUCACUUGCAUGGUGGUUAAAUUCCGCCAUUUUGAGUAA